AUGUUGCUACUUUACGUGAUACUUUUGGGGGCGAAAUCUCUAGAAUGUGAUCCUGGAAGUUACAUUGACUCCACCGAGACGACUUGCAUUUCUUGUUUAGUUGGUAUGUAUCAGCCCGAAUACAAUCAGACUUCCUGUAAGAAGUGUCCAAUUGGGACUUUUCAAAACGAGACUGGGCAGUCUUCUUGUACGCCAUGUAUAGCGGGGUAUUUCCAAAACAAAGAAUCUUCUACAACAUGUAAGCCUUGUGGUGUCGGCUCCAUCUCAACACAGCCGAAUUCGUAUUACUGUUAUUCAUGUGAGCCAGGGACUUACCAAGACUUAACGGGACAAACUGAAUGCAAGUCUUGUGAUAUUGGACACUAUUCGAGUACUUAUAAAUCGACAAAAUGCACGCCAUGUGCUACUGGUCAUUACACUGAUGUGAAUGGAUCGACGAGUUGUAUUGAAUGUAGUAAUGGGACGUAUCAAGACAGUACUGGGCAAUCAACUUGCAAACCAUGUGAAGUUGGGUAUGUCUCAGAAAAUGGUUCUGCGAGGUGCAAAGGGUGUCCUGUCGGGUCUUUUUAUUCCUCGGCGAACACAUGCAGUUUAUGUGAUGCUGGAUUAUAUCAGAACUUAACAGCACAGACCGAGUGCCUUCAAUGUAUCCCGGGGUCUUAUUCAACUCCAGGAAGUUCCAAAUGUGUUGAGUGUGAUGGGGGGUAUUACCAGCCCAAUGCAGAGAGUGUUGAGUGUCUUGAAUGUUCUUCUGGAUAUUAUUCUGAGAAUGGAGCAGUGGAAUGUCUUCAAUGUCCAGAUGGAACUAUUUCACAGAGUGGAAGUGCGACAUGUGAACGAUGUCCAAGUGGUACAGUCAGUGCAGGGAACAACACAUGUGUAAUAUGUCCAGCGGGGACAUAUGCAGAUCAAAGCAAAGAAGAUGUACAAAGGGUAUGUCUAUCUUGUGACAAAGGUAUGUCAUCGAGUGUACAGUCGGAUCAUUGUGAUUAUUGUAGUAUAGGUACUUUCAGUGAGAGUGGAGUACAAUGUGUUGAGUGUCAAAGAGGGAGUUAUUGUGACCGUGUGGGGUGUAUUCUAUGUACUCCAUGUGAGGAUGGAAGCGUCCAAAAUACUACGGGAAAGGCAAAGUGUGAGAGUUGUAUGGGUCUGAAUUCAAAUGAAGAACACACACUUUGUGUUGCUCAAACAGUCUGUGGGUCCUUCCUUGAAUUGAAUCAACAAAACAAGUGCGUUAUGAAAAAUUCGGCUAUUAUCGUUUUGUCAAUCAUUUCUGGUCUUGCAGUGCUUUUUAUUAUCGUCGCUGUUAUCGUUUGUAUCGUCGUCACUGUCUUGUGGAGGAGAAAGAAAUCGUCUGAAUAUCAAAAUCUCGAAUAA
This is a messenger RNA of Entamoeba invadens IP1, 1377 nucleotides long. RefSeq lists its product as hypothetical. The record is from RefSeq and is a predicted model, not a curated record. NCBI's taxonomy places the organism in Eukaryota, Evosea, Mastigamoebida, Endamoebidae. The coding region runs from base 1 to 1377 and encodes 458 amino acids. The transcript has a single exon.